This is a messenger RNA of Gadus chalcogrammus (walleye pollock), 4308 nucleotides long. It is a transcript of the gene igsf9ba, whose product is annotated as immunoglobulin superfamily, member 9Ba. Gene Ontology annotation, biological process: cell-cell adhesion. Bases 147 to 4268 code for a protein of 1373 amino acids. NCBI's taxonomy places the organism in Eukaryota, Metazoa, Chordata, Actinopteri, Gadiformes, Gadidae. The transcript is spliced from 19 exons. The record is from RefSeq and is a predicted model, not a curated record. Gene Ontology annotation, molecular function: protein binding.
GAUGAAGGGAAUCGCCAAGAGGAAAGCAUCUAGGAUAUGAAAAAGGAGGGUUUUUAAAGGAGACCGCACCGGUGCAAGGUCGAAUAUGAAAGACUGUUCGAACGGGGUGACACUUUGCUUGGUGAUAGCUGGUCGGCACUAGUACUAUGAUUUGGUAUGUGGCCACUCUGAUAGCAAGUGUAUUCAGCACCAGAGGAACGACCGCUCAAGGUGUCCACGGAUUGAGAGAGGAGCCCCGGUUUGUGACGGCGCGUGCCGGAGAGACCGUGAUCCUGGGGUGUGACGUGUCUCCCCCCCUGGACGGCCAGCAGCCGCCCUACGUGGUGGAGUGGUUCAAGUUCGGAGUGCCUAUCCCCUUCUUCAUCAACUUCCGCUACUACCCUCCCCAUGUGGACCCGGAGUACACAGCGUGCGUUCUGGCGGCUCCCCAGGUCCACGACGGCAGCGUGACGGUCCUGGCCAUCACCAGGGACGACCGCGGGGCCUACACCUGCCGUGCCCACAGCGACCAGGGAGAGGUGCUGCACACCACGCGCCUGCUGGUCCAAGGCCCUCCGUACAUCGUCUCUCCGCCAGAGAACAUCACUGUAAACAUUUCCCAGAAUGCCCUGUUUACGUGCCAGGCGGAGGCGUAUCCCGGCAACCUUACCUACACCUGGUUCUGGGAGGAAGACAACGUCUAUUUCAAGAACGACCUGAAGCUGAGGGUGAGGAUCCUGAUCGAUGGCACCCUCAUCAUCUUCCGGGUGAAGCCGGAAGACGCCGGGAAGUACACAUGCAGCCCGAGCAACAGCCUGGGAAUCUCGCCCUCCGCAUCAGCACACCUGACUGUUCAGUACCCGGCCAGAGUGGUCAACAUGCCACCGGUCAUCUACGUCCCCCGCAAACUGCCAGGGGUGAUCCGCUGCCCCGUGGACGCCAACCCCCCAGUCAUCUCCGUCAAGUGGGAGAAGGACGGCUACCCCCUCCGCGUGGAAAAGUUCCCCGGGUGGAGCCAGACGCCGGACGGAAGCAUCCGGGUGGCGGAGGCCACCGAAGACUCCCUGGGCACUUACACCUGCGUGCCUUACAACGCCCUGGGGACCAUGGGCAUGUCCCCCCCCGCCACUCUGGUGCUAAAGGAUCCGCCUUACUUUAAUGUGAGGCCAGGGGGGGAGUACCGCCAGGAGGCGGGGCGAGAACUGGUGAUCCCCUGUGCUGCUUCUGGAGACCCUGAGAUCCCAACCAUCACCUGGAGAAAGGUGGGGAAGCCCAGUAAGAGUAAGCACAACGUCCUGCCAAGUGGAAGCCUGCAGUUCCUGUCCCUCAGCAAGGAGGACCACGGCGAGUGGGAGUGCGUGGCCACCAACGUGGUCACCAGCAUCACUGCCAGCACACGACUGCUCGUCAUCGGCACCAGCCCCCACGCUCCGGGCAACAUCCACGUCCUGCCAUCCAUCACCUCCGCCAACGUGUCCUGGGAGCCCGGCUACGACGGGGGCUUCGAGCAGACGUUCUCCGUGUGGUACGGCCCAGUGUCCAAGAGGAUCGACUUCGGGCCCCACGACUGGCACUCCAUGCCGGUGUCGGGCUCCGGGACCUGGCUGGUGGUGACGGGGCUGGAGACCAGGACUGAGUACCAGUUCAGCGUGUUGGCCCAGAACAAGCUGGGCACCGGGCCCUUCAGCGAGGUGGUGACAGUCCACACCGCAGGCUCCCCGCUGAGCACCCCGGAGCCCCUGGUUCUCCUCACGCCACCACGGUGCCUCACCGCCAACCGUACCCAGCAUGGGGUGCUGCUCACCUGGCUGCCGCCCGCCAACCACUCGUCCCCUGUGGACCGCUACAUCGUGGAGUUCCGGCUGGGCGAGCGCUGGGAGGUGCUGGAGGACCUGAUCCCCGCCACCGAGACCGAGCUCAUCGCCCGCGACCUCAUUCAGGAGUCCUGGUAUGAGUUUCGGGUUAUGGCGGUCAUGGAUGACCUCAUCAGCGAGAGCUCCAACGUGGUGGGCGUGUCAAGCACCGACCUGUACGCCCCCGCGGAGACGGUGGACGAUGGUCUGGCUCGGCCCGUGGUCGCUGGCGUGGUCGCCACCAUCUGCUUCCUGGCCGCGGCGGUGCUCUUUAGCACGCUAGCCGCGUGCUUCGUCAACAAGCAGCACCGCCGCAAGCUGAAGCGUAAACCAGACCCGCCUUUGUCCGUGACACACUUCAGGAAAAGCAUCGAGUCACCGCCUCCUCUCACUCCCUUGCCAGGGGUAGAACCCUGCUGGGAUGAGCCUGCCAGGAGCAGUUACUUGCCCCCACCAGCCAGCCCCCUGCUCUCCUCAGGAAAGAUCAGUCCCGAGAGCUCCCCCCCGUCCAGGCCGCGGUCCCUCUCCUCGGACAGCUCCCACGGGCCGGGCCUCUACGUGCGCAAGCUGCCCAGCCCGCUGCGCGAGAAGGACAAGGAGCUGUCCUUCUACAAGAAGACCAAGCGCGCCAUCGCCAGCAAGAAGUACAGCGUGUCCAAGCACGAGGCGGAGGUGACCACGCCCAUCGAGCUCAUCAGCCGCGGGCCCGACGGCCGCUUCAUCAUGGACGCCAGCCCGCCGGCGCGCCGCAUCCAGGGCUUCCCCUUCGCCGAGGAGUCCGACAUGUACCCCGAGUUCCGGCAGUCGGACGAGGAGAACGACUUCGACCCGGGGCCCCUGCCCCCCAUCAUGCCCACGCUGCGGCCCCAGCUGUCCCCCACCUCCUCCAGCCUGGAGUCCACGCAGCCCCCCAACUACAGCCCCCGCCUGCACCGCGCCAUGGAAGGUAUGAGCUUCGCGGAGGGCGGCACGCUGCACGCUUCGGGGCAGGCGCCGGCCUCCCGCUACCGGGGCUUCCCGCAGGGCCCGUUCUACGGGUACCUCGGCAGCCGCGGCGAAUCAGGGAUCCCGCCGCCGUUCUACAUGCCCGACAUCAGCCCCCGCAGCUCGGCGCUGUCCUCCCCCCCGGGCACCGCCGACGGGGGGCCGUUCGGCUACCCCUCCAUCCCGGAGGAGAGCGGGGACAUGGAGCACCAUCAGUACACCGCCUCCGGCCACUCGCUCUCCCUCACGCACAGCCCCGUGCCCCGCUCGCCCGAGAGCUGGCAGCCUCAUGAGUUCCCCUUCCUGGGUCUAGAGGGUCCUCGCUUCAUCUACCCGCCGCACCAUCCCCUGCAUCACCCCCAGGACCUCCCAGACCCGCCCCCUUACCCGCCUCACUCGCUGCCCCCCAGCCGCCUGCACCUCCCGCCCAUGUCGGACCCCUCCAGCCCCGGACUCCUGCAGCUGGAGGUGCCCUCGGCCCCCCAGGGCCGAGACCGGCCCCCGGGGCCCCCGGUGAGGCGCUUAGCUAUGCAACAGGCCCAGAGUCUGGGCCAGCUCAGACACACGUCCCACGGUGUGGGCGUACCAGUGUUGCCUUACCCCGACCCGGUGGCGCGCGCUGGGAGCCCCAGCACGGCUCCCAGCAGCAGCCCGACGUCGUGGCUCAGCCCCAGGGCCUUGCGGCGGGCCGACCCCAGCCUGCCACCGCUGGUGCUCCAGCCGUCCCGCCUCUCGCCGCUGUCCCAGAGCCCGCUGAGCACCCAGCCGGGCUCCCCAGACAUCCUGGUGCGGCCGCCGCCCCGGCCGAGCAUCCUGCGCACCUCGCGCUCGCUGGAGAUGCCCGAGAUCACCCUGCGGCCCUCGGCCUCCGUCAGCUUCUCCCGGAGGUCCUCCCCCACCACCUCCCCCACGCAGGGCGCACGUCCGCCCGGCACGGGCUACCGCGGCACCCACAUGUCGUACGCCUCCACCGCCGCCAGCUACCCCUCCCAGUCCCCCUCCCCGCCUGCCGAGGGCAGGGACGUGUUCGGGCAGAGGCCGUCCCAGAGGAGGUCGGAGGAGGAGAUGCUGCCCUCCGAGCCCUCACAGCUCCAGUUAUCCGCCUCAGGGGAACCUCUAGGGGCGUCUGGGGAUUCUGCCGGGUCUGAGAAUUUACAAGAGCUUCUGCACCAGUGUAUCACUAAAGCCAAGGGAGAGGCGGCCAACAACAAUAACAACACCACUUCUCGAAGGAGAACAGGUGUGUCCCCUUCUCAGACCCUGCAGAACUCUCAGACGCCACUAGAGGGCGACACCGAUCCCCCUGUCCACAAAAAGGAAAAAAAGCAUCACAGGAGAAGCCCCUAUCUCUACCUGACCUCCCUGCUGCGGGGCAGGCGCUCUGACGAGGACCAGACGGGCAUUUUGGCCGGCACAGACUGCGAGGGUCAGAAUUAUGGAACUCUACCCUGAACCUACAGUUAAAAAAAUAAUAAAACAAGGCCUGACCUAU